Messenger RNA from Rodentolepis nana, 321 nucleotides. The record is from the annotation of a GenBank genome assembly. NCBI's taxonomy places the organism in Eukaryota, Metazoa, Platyhelminthes, Cestoda, Cyclophyllidea, Hymenolepididae.
AUGUCUACGGCUUCUCAAGAUUGUGCCAGGGUUAGAAAAUAUCUACAUGAACAAUUAAUUGCUACUGGUGAACGUGAUAGGCUAAAAGAAUUGCUAAGAACCAGAUUGUUGGAAUGCGGCUGGAGGGAGGACCUUAAGACCCAUUGCAACGAACUGAUAACAAAGAGAGGUCUUACGUAUGUCACAGUCAACGAUCUCGUUACGGAGUUAACUCCAAUUGCCCGCAAAAAUAUUCCCGAUUUUGUCAAAAAAGAACUCGUGGAUGCGAUCCGCAAUUUCCUGCCCAAAGAUGCCUGCGGUAAUGGAGACGACAACAAUUGA